GGAAAAUCUAUGAUUUUUAGAAACAGGGAGAUAUUUUUAAAUAAAUUUCAUUAAAAUUAUUUAGCUUCUAAUUCCCGAAUUCGCUUAAUCAAAAUAAGUUUUGCGAGAAUGAACAGCGCUCAUGUCGGAUCCGAGACGAACGAAAGUAGGAGGGAGGUUCUGUCCCGCAAACAAACAGUUCAGUCGAUAAGUGGACGUCUUAUCUUAAGGUUAUAAAUAUUGGCUUCGCUGCGGCAAUUAUCUUUUCGUCUUCGAUUCUAUCUCUGUGUCCGCCUCUCACUAUAUCACAUAAUUUUUAUUUCGUUAUCGUCAUUGUUUAAUUUUUAUCGUACCUUCGGAGAUAUAGUAAAACUCGUCUUUUAUUGUGCUUAUCGUUUAAUACCGGCUUUUAAGAUGAAUGAAGAAGACCUACAUUUGGCCAAGGCAAUUGCGAGUAUGGAUAUGGAAUCGUCUCCUAAAACUCCGAAGAAAACGCUUGUCAGUAAAGUUCAAGAGAAAAUACAAGGAUUCAGGAGGACACGAUCGCUGAAUGCUCCAAGCCCGGUUCCUCAGUUUGGCCCCUGUGGCCGGAUAAUGAAAAAUUCAGCCAUGGUCAUAACAAUACAGGACCCUGCAAGUCAGAGGCUUACGUGGUAUAAGCCUCCAUUAACUGUAUUAGUAAUUAAGAAGUUACGAGAUGUGUCUGUGCUUCAGCCAUUCGUACAGCUCGUCCAAUGGCUUAUACAGGAGAAGAGGAUGGUGGUUUUUGUCGAGCAGUCUGUGAUGGAAGAUACGCUUCUCAUGAACAACAGUGAGUUUGGGCUCAUCAAGGAAAAACUCAUGACAUUCCGAGAUGGUAAAGAUGAUUUAACAGAUAAGAUUGAUUUUAUCAUCUGUCUCGGUGGAGAUGGCACACUUUUGUAUGCGAGUCUCUUGUUUCAGCAAUCUGUUCCUCCUGUCAUGGCAUUCCAUUUAGGAUCUCUUGGAUUCUUGACCCCGUUCCAGUUCGAUAACUUUGAAGAACAGGUCACAAAUGUCUUGGAAGGUCAUGCAGCUCUGACCCUUCGUAGCCGGCUGAGGUGUAUUAUAGUAAGAAAAAAUGAAGAAACUUCUCAUAAACCUCCGACAAAUUUAUUAGUUUUAAAUGAAGUUGUUGUCGACCGAGGUCCUUCCCCCUACCUGUCAAACAUUGACCUCUUCCUGGACGGCAAACACAUCACUUCAGUUCAAGGAGACGGACUCAUAGUAUCGACUCCGACGGGCAGUACAGCAUACGCCGUGGCCGCAGGCGCGUCGAUGAUCCACCCAAGUGUUCCAGCUAUUAUGGUUACUCCAAUCUGUCCGCAUUCCCUCUCCUUCAGGCCGAUCGUAGUGCCUGCUGGUGUCGAAUUGAAGAUCUGUGUGUCUCCUGAUAGUCGGAACACUUCAUGGGUUUCUUUUGAUGGGAGAAACCGACAGGAGUUAUUCCACGGAGAUAGUUUGACAGUUACUACGUCGGUAUACCCAGUGCCGUCGAUAUGUUCCCAAGACCAGAUCUCUGAUUGGUUCGACUCUCUGGCCGAGUGCCUCCAUUGGAACGUGAGGAAACGGCAGAAGCACCUCGAUGAGUUGAGUGACCUCACUCACUCGAGCUCUAACGACACUCUUGACUCUCUAGAUCACACUGACCACAUCGACAGCUAACCAGAAACACGAAAGAUUGUUUUGGAUGUCCCUUUGAGUUGGUGGCGGUCUACUUAGACAUUUUAUUUUAUGUUCUCUUUUAUUACUGUGUAAAUAUGAAUUUGCAUGAAAUGAGGCAAACUAUAUGAAUUUGUCAUGUUAUUUUUAUACAUUUUUACCAGAACAAAUUUUACCAUAACAUUUUUUGUUUUUUUAUAAAUAUAUAAUUGUAUAUUAAAAAUUUAAAGAAUAUAAAUAUAUAUAUCUACAAUAAAGCUGAUAGAUAAUUUUUGUGUAGUUUAUGAGUAUAAAAUACACAUUAAUAUAUUAUCUAUAUUGUGUUAUUGAUAACCACAAAUUUGAUAGUUGUAAUUAAAUUUUGUAAAUUAUUGUUUACUAUAAAGAAAUUAUUUUUGUAAUUUUUUUUUUUUUUCUGAAACCUCAAUAAACUUUUCAUUCCCUUUUCACUUUAAAAUGUUAUUUUAAACCUGAACAGAAUCAUAAUGCUAUCUGAAGUAUUUGAUAUCU
Messenger RNA from Nezara viridula (southern green stink bug), 2169 nucleotides. NCBI's taxonomy places the organism in Eukaryota, Metazoa, Arthropoda, Insecta, Hemiptera, Pentatomidae. The record is from the annotation of a GenBank genome assembly.